GGAGACUAUUCUAAUAAAAAAAGGUUUGAACAACAAGAUGGCGACGUCGUCUUCGUUAUUGAGAGUGUCCUCUUAUGGACUUUCACGAAAUAAUAUUACGUAUCCACUGUUAAAUUACUUAGAUAUAGAUCUAGUUGUGUCAAGAACAUACUGCACAACAGGAACAUCUAAUGAUGUCACUGAAAACAGAACCUCUGAAAAUAUUACCAAUGUUUCCAGAAUGUCACCAAACCGUUACAGACAGUAUCACAGGAAACCCCCAGAGAUGGCUUAUAAAGAUUUGAUACAUAAAAGAAACCUCUAUGCUACUUAUGGGAAUGCCUCUGGGGAAGAUGCUAGGCUAUUAUGGCCGUCAAGAAAGAAAUUAUUAGACCAAGAGCAAGAAGAAAAAGAAGAAGGAAAACCUUUACUGGAAAGACUGGCACAAAUAGAAGCAGACAAGAAAAUGGAAGAGCAGAAAAGGUUGCAGAGACAUGAAAAGAUAGAAAAGAAUAUGGCACAGAUGAAUAAAUGGAUAACAGAAUAUAAGAAGAAACAUGAGACAGUUGCAUUGCAAGCAAAAGAAAGAGAAGCUAAAAAAGAAGCCUUACUAGAAGAAGCUAGAGAGUAUUUUGGAUAUAAAAUUCAAUACAACGAUCCCAAAUUUCAAGAAAUGUUAGCUCAAAAAGAAGAAACAGAAAAGAAAGAAGCCAAAAAGAAGAAGAAAGAAGCAAAGUUAAAAAAACUAGCAGAUUAUUUAUCCAGUCCUGAUGGGAAAAAAUCUGAGUCUGCAGAACCAGGAAAAUUAAAAUCAUAAACUAUGA
Molecule: messenger RNA, 803 nt
Organism: Biomphalaria glabrata
Lineage: Eukaryota; Metazoa; Mollusca; Gastropoda; Planorbidae
Product: growth arrest and DNA damage-inducible proteins-interacting protein 1-like
Exons: 3
Coding region: 38-796 (252 amino acids)
Cellular component (GO): nucleus
Source: RefSeq, a predicted model, not a curated record